GGCAACUGCAGAAAGAUCGGAUAUGAGAAAGACAGAGAAAAAAAUAUCUGCUUUCCUCUGAAAAUACACUACCAACGGCAAAACAAAAGAUCAUUUUUGUCUUGUGGAAAAUGGAGAACCUAACCAAACAAGGAGCAACCACUGUGCUUUAUUUAAAUGAAAGUAGACAAAAUGUUUCAACUGCAGAAAACUUGUGCAACAGCCUUAAGUGCUACAUGGUCCUGACUCAACAAGAGAAGAAAGCUAUUGGCUCAAUCUGCUUCCUGGCUGGUCCUGUGACUUUCCUGGAGAACAUUCUAGUGCUAGGGGUCAUAGCGAGCUCUGCCACCCUGCGCAGUCGCCCAUCAUACCUGUUCAUCAGCAGCCUGGCACUGGCAGACACCUUUGCCAGCUGUUUCUUCACCUUCAGUUUUCUAGACUUCCAUCUUUAUAGUAACAGUGAUAGCCCUAAUACAUAUCUCUUCAAGUUGGGUGGUGUCACAAUGGCGUUCACAGGCUCUGUGGGAAGCCUGCUGCUGACAGCGCUAGACCGCUAUCUCUGCAUCUACCAGGCUUCCAAUUACAAGGUGCUACUAACACGCUCUAGAGCCAAGCUGGCUAUAAUUUUAUUAUGGUGUAUGACAAUUCUUAUCUCCUUUCUCCCUCUGAUGGGUUGGAGGUGCGCAACUUGGUUGGAUCGUCCUUGCUCCCGUCUUUUCCCCUAUGUGGAUCAUCACUACCAGGCCUGCUGGUCAGGCCUGCAAAUCGUGGUGCUCUCCCUCAUCAUUGUGUCCUAUGCCCUCAUUCUAUGGAAGGCAUAUCAGCAUGAAGCAGUAAUGGGUGGACCGCAGAUGGGGAGGCUGAGUCUUCGAGGACAAGCUAGAAUGCGCAUGGACAUCCAGCUUGCACGGACCUUCAGUUUGAUCCUCCUGAUCCUUGCAGUGUGCUGGCUGCCUGUCCUUUCCUUCAUGAUAAUAGAUGUCUCAAUGAUCCUUACAAAUGAACAGCAGCGAAUGUUUGCUUUCUGUAGCACACUCUGCCUGGUGAACUCAUGUGUGAACCCGCUUCUGUAUGCCCUGCGUUGCCGAGAGCUGAGGGGAGAACUUUUAAACUUGCUGGGAUGUUUCAAAGCAUUGAGGGAACGUAAUUUGGACAAUACUCAUGUCAUUCAACAAUAUAAAAAUGGUUGUGGGUUUACAAGAAAUAAUAAGGAUCUUACUCUCAGUGACAGUAAACAAGAAACUGUUUCUGAGAGUAUUGACGAGCAGCAAAACAGCGUAUAAAUAUCAUAAAGUGAAGUGUUUUGUUAAUAAUUUUCAUAUUAAUAAUUUGUCAACUCUUUUAUUCAUCUUUGCUAAGGAUGCAGGAAAGCCCACAAAAUGUAGGACUUCAGGAUAAUAUUAUCAUGCAUAGUGUGAUAUCAUGGCUAUGUUACAACGAUAAUGCUUUGCUUCUGACAUUAAGCUUCUCAUUGCAGUUCUGUUGUUUUGCUGUAAUAAUUGUACUGGACAUCAGAUAAUAAUGGCAUUCUAAUAAGAACAAAAACCUAGGCAACACAAGCUGCUUAACAGGUUUAUAAGUUUAUGAGCCCACAAUGUUUUCCAUUACCUAAUUUGCAUAAAAUGUCUCCAAUGACAAAUCAAUCAACUCAAUUUUAUGAAGGCUUUCCAUCAAAGGGCUUUGCUCAAGGUUCAUCUAUAUUUAUAUAUAAAGAACCAGCCAAAAUAGUUGGGUCCAGUGAGAAUUAACUUUGGGAAGAGAGGUUCUUUUGCAUCAUUUUAAAUGUCUGAAGAAGGUUAUACUCAUCUCCGACAGGAUGCUGUUCUAAAUUAAGCUGUGUAAAUUGAGUUAAAUAUUUAUAAACUCACCCAGUCAUAACACCAUAAUGCAAAGAAUAAUGAAAGCUGCUCACUGGACCCUGGCAACAGUCACAACACAAGGCUCUGAUAAACUGAUGGGGCAAGUUCUUUAGCUAGACAUACCUGAAAGCCAUACAGUGUGUUUAACAAUCUGUAAAAUAUUCCACAGCACACACAACAUUUGCAUUGUAAAAAUAUUCUGCUGUUAAUGCAGGAUAUAAACAAUAAAUUAAACAAUAAGAAAUACAAUUUAGAAAUUCCUAUAUAUAGUAUAGAUGCCUUCAAGUUUACUUGUUCUGAACUGUAUUUAUUUAUGUUUAAGAGUAGAAUGUGUUGGGAAGACUUGAUAAAACUCUGUAGUACACUAGCUUCAUUAUCAUCUAGAGAUUAUAUUUGUAAACAGAAGAACACAUUUUAAUCAGUAUUUCAUACAGUACAACAAUUAUACAGCUUGCUUACUAAAAAACGUAAUCUGGCCAUUGUGCUCAGUUGUAAAAAGUUCACUAUCUCUCUGUGUAAAAGGCUAUCUCUGCAGAUAAACUUUCUGGGUUGGAAUGUCCUACUAAACACACAAAGAACAGCUGAGUUUAGACCCAAGCAUAAAAGACUCCUUUCCCAGAGUAUAAGUAGUUUACACUGUGAAAUAAAAUACCCCCACAGCAUUAAUGAUGACUACUAAACUUUACUUCCCCUUUUGAUAGAUUGUAACUUGUGCUUUGUGGCAGUAUAUUAUUGUUGCUAGUUUCUGGCUUAAUCACAGUUCUUGGUUUGUAUUUCUUACUAGAUUAUGAAAAGUAAUUGUUAUGAUGAAACAAUAUAAGUAGGCCUUUAUUCUUGUACAUUGAUUUGUUAACAUGUUUGUCUGCAAAGAACGCAAAUUGGAGUGUAACUGAUGUAAAUUUAUCCUAUACAUCUAAAAGGUUAGUUCACUCAAUUAAAAUUCUGUCAUUGUUUACUCAUCCUAGUGUUGAUCUGAACCCAUAUGACUUUCUUCUUUAAAUGGAACACAUAAGAUGUUAUGCAGAAUGUAAGCUUAGUCACCAUACACUUAAAGGGUUAGUUCAAACAAAAAUGAAAAUUCCCGUAUUAUUUACACA
Xyrauchen texanus (razorback sucker) is the source of this 2935-nucleotide messenger RNA. It is a transcript of the gene cnr2, whose product is annotated as cannabinoid receptor 2. Gene Ontology annotation, biological process: cannabinoid signaling pathway. Lineage: Eukaryota; Metazoa; Chordata; Actinopteri; Cypriniformes; Catostomidae. The transcript is spliced from 3 exons. Gene Ontology annotation, cellular component: membrane. Bases 111 to 1262 code for a protein of 383 amino acids. Gene Ontology annotation, molecular function: cannabinoid receptor activity. The record is from RefSeq and is a predicted model, not a curated record.